Molecule: messenger RNA, 3030 nt
Organism: Drosophila takahashii
Lineage: Eukaryota; Metazoa; Arthropoda; Insecta; Diptera; Drosophilidae
Source: RefSeq, a predicted model, not a curated record
AUGAACGAAGCACUUAUUUUGGAUUCUCGCUCGUCAUACGAGAGAAAAGACAGCCAAUGCACAUCGUAUGACAUAGAAGAGAAGGGAAAUUAUUAUCAAGCUGCAGGUGAAAUUACCCUUAAGGCUGAGGGCAGGGACUUCCAAUGGCUGGGCGGAUCCAUGGACGGCGGAACAAGGGACACUGAUAAGUUGCUCGUGUGUGCCCCGCGUUUCUACAGUCUACAAGAAGAGGUUGAAGAUGGAUGGUUAGAUGAGCCUGUACCAGAAAACGAGAAAAAACAGAUCUCCAUGAUUGGAAACUGCUACACGGUGACGAACACACUUAAACUAAGGAGAGGCAGUGGUCUCGAUCCAUUCAUGAGUAAAAAUAAGCAGACCCGUAGAUUGGAAAACAAUGAAACAGAACCCUUGUAUCAAAUGGGUGAACUAGGACUGAGUGCUCAUGUGACGAAGGAGUCGACGUUUCUGAUGGGAGCUCCCGGAAUCGAUGUGUUUAGGGGGACGGUGUUUUUAAAGAAGACUAAUGAAAGCAUAGGAACGAAAUCAUCGUCACAACGGCGUAAACGAGAAGUAUCCGAACCAGAAAAAUGGGGCCAGGAGGAGGGCUCAUACUUUGGCUAUGCCGUUAGCUCUGGCAACUUUGACACUUCCAAGCCGAACAACCUCCUCUACGUGGGCACCGCUCCUCAUGCCAAUCACAAAUCGGGAGAGGCCUACAUCUUUGAAUAUCGAGAUCUAGAAACGAACAUCCGAAAGCUCUACGUCUUCAAUGGCACGAAGUUUGGCGAAUACUUCGGCUACUCCGUUUUGGCGGAGGAUCUCAAUGGCGACGGAGAGAUGGACCUCAUCAUAUCAGCACCCCAGUAUUUUCCGGAUGAGUUUUCCCAUGACAACGGUGCCAUCUAUGUGUUUAUCAACAAGGGCUCUCUUGAGUUUGACAGGACUAUUAUUCAUUCGCCAGCGGGCAAUAAGGGCCGAUUUGGAACUACUCUAUCGCCAAUAGGCGAUAUUAACCGAGAUGGAUACAAUGAUGUGGCCGUGGGAGCUCCCUUUGCCGGAAACGGUGCGGUGUUCAUUUACCUGGGUAGCAAACAUGGUCUAAGAGAAGAGCCUAGUCAGCGAAUAGAUGCUCCUCUCUAUCAUACUUCCAAAUUCGGAUUAAAUUUACCAAUGUUUGGCCAUGGCUUAUCCCGCGGAUUGGAUAUAGAUGAAAAUGGGUUCAACGACUUCGCCAUCGGAGCUCCCAACGAGGAGGCGGUUUAUGUGUACCAGGCAUAUCCCGUUGUGAAGGUUAUAGCAACAGUAGAACCUACAACACAUCGGGUCGAACCGGAGCAAGAUAAGCUGAAUAUAACUGUCUGCUACCAGCUGACUACCUUAUCCACGGUAGAGAACGUACAGAAGCAGGAGUUAGACAUCCGGAUUGAGCUCGGCACGGAAAAGCAUCUGAAAAAUAGGCAGGCUGCGUACAACAGCAUUACUUGGAUCUACUUCUCGGAUACUGCGGGUCUCGAAAAGAACUGCACGGAAUUCGAAAUUGAAAUGUCUCCAGAAGCUAAAUUCGACAACAUUACCAUGAAGAUGCACUAUGAGCUAAAGAACAAGAUUCCAGAAAAUAAGGAUAAGCCCAUAACAGACUUCUGCGAAAAGUGUGCGGUUCUUGAUCCGUCAGAGCCAAACUUUUCAACAGGGAAUAUUACCUUUGGCACUGGCUGUUCCAACGAUAUUUGCGUGGCUGAUCUGCAGCUAAGGAUCUCAAAUAAGAGCUCCGAAUUUAUUUUGGGUUCUUCCAACACCCUACGUCUGAGGUACGAUAUUAUCAACGAUGGGGAGAACGCCUACCAGCCGCAAUUCGAAGUGAUCAGCACUCCCCGUCUGAAUUUCAGUCAGAUUCCGGCUAACUGCAAGUGUGACGAAGGCGUAAUGCUGUGCGAACUGAACAACGGAUUUCGACUGACCAAAUCCAACUCCACCCACGUCGAGGUACUCUUCGAUGUUAGCGAACUGAAAGGCCAGUCACUGACCAUCAACGCUACAGUGUUCAGUGCCCUAGGCGAGAUGACUCCCAAAGAUAACAAUAUAAUAACAGUGAUCAACCUCAAGGAAAAAUCCGAAAUCGAUGUCUUUGGAGCUCAGACAAAUGAUCAACUUGUUCUCAAAAAGGACCCCUACAUCGCGGAACUAAUAAAUCAUUAUGAGAUCAAGAGUUUCGGCCCCAGUACCAUAGAAAAUGUAAAUGUGUCCCUUUAUAUUCCCAUAGGCUAUAAGAAGUCUGAUUCUAAAAGCAUUCCCAUCAUGGACAUAUCCAGCUUAAAGGUAGAGGCCGACUACAAUGAUUCCAGGCCACUUACAAUCGAACUUUUCGACCAGUAUAAUAGGAAGAACACCUUAUCGACAUCCCGAAAGCGUAGGAAUGUUGAAAGUUUGAAUGGUGUAAAAGAAGACAACAAUUCUAGCAUACCUCAAGUCCAGACCAACGAUCGGUUGCUGGAGGAGGAUCUGCCGAAGGAUAACACCAUUGUGCUUAACUGCCAGGAUACCAACAAGACAGUAUGCGUACGGAUCGAUAUUGGGCUCGAUUUAAAGCCGCACAAGAUAAUAAAUCUGAACGUACGCUUCAACGUGGAUCUGAACAAGGUGGACGAUUCCUGGGAGUACUUCGUCAUCCAGACUAACAUGAGCUUAGUGAAGAAGGGCGAUUCCUCGUCCUGUUCGUUCACUGUUAACAAGAAGAUCACAUCGAAUGUGAUAUGCAAGCAUGCUGAAGUUUCCAUCUGGAAAAUAGUGCUAGCCGUUAUUGGGGGCGUGGUGCUCCUCGGUGCAAUAGCCUACACUCUUUAUAAGCGCGGAUUCUUUCAACGCAAAGUAAAAUACGAACUAGCCAAGUAUAUUCGAGAAAGUUUUGAGGAGGGGAUGGCAGCAGCGGAGAGGAGGGAGUUGGAGAAGGAUGGUAAUCCAGGGGCGGAUCCUGAUGCAGAGGUGGAUGUGCAUGCGGAGGCGGAGAACCUAAUGCCAGGUGACAGCAAUUAA